CACUCAGGUUUCAGAAAUGUCCACCUCCAGCAAUGUUCUGUCUGAAGAGCAGUUCCUGUGCUCUGUCUGUCUGGAUGUGUUCACUGAGCCAGUCUCUAUUCCAUGUGGACACAACUUCUGCAAGGCCUGUAUCAGUGAAUACUGGAACACCACUGUCCUGUGCCAGUGUCCACUGUGUAAGGACACAUUCAACAGAAGACCUGACCUAAACACCAACACAACACUCAGAGAUGUUGCAGAUCAUUUUAAGAGGAUGAAGGUCACCGACAGAGAGGAGUCCUCUUCCAAGCCUGGAGAAGUAGCACAAGUGCAGCAGAUGAUCCAGGAGCGACAGGAUCCUGAGCUGAGGAGGUUACGGCAGUGGUCAGUGGAUGUGACUCUGGAUCCUGAUACAGCACACUGCAAGCUCAUUGUGUCGGAGGACAGGAAACAAGUGAGCUAUGGAGACGUACGGCAGAUUCUCCCUGACCUCCCAGAGAGGUUUGAAUGUUAUCUAUCGGUCCUGGGAAAGGAGGGCUUCUCCUCAGGGAGAUUCUACUUUGAGGUUCAGGUGAGAGGGAAGAUUGAAUGGCAGGUAGGAGUGGCCAGAGAGUCCAUCAUCAGGAAGGGCCCAACGGCUGUAAGCCCUGAGGGUGGACUCUGGGCUCUGUAUAUGAAUAGGAAUAAGUAUAUAGCCAAGGACACACCCCCUAUCCCCCUCUUCCUGAGUCAGAAACCCCAGAAGGUGGGGGUGUUUGUGGAUUACAAGGAGGGUCAGAUCUCCUUUUAUGAUGUAGAAAACAUGUCUCAUAUCUACUCUUUCACUGGUUGUACCUUCACUGAGAAACUAUAUCCAUACUUGAACCCCUGUGAUAAUGAAGAGGGUCCAAACUCAGCCCCAUUGGUCAUCUCUCCUGUCAAUCACACUGACUGAAUUGAUGUCCAAUAAGGCAACAGAUGACAAUCUGAUGGAGCAAAUAACAAUUAGACGAACACAUCCAAUUGUAAAGAGUGUUGAUAAUAAUGGGGCACGUUCCAGAGGGUCUGCCAUGCAAUCACAAACUAAUUUCACAACACCUGGACAGGUGUUUAACAACAUGUCAGAAACCACAUCAAUAUAAUAUUAUAAUCUGAAGCAUGACUGCAAUGUAUCUAACGUGGUGUUCAAUGAUUGGGUCAUUUGGGUCAUUUGUGCAGCAUGACUUCUUUGCGGCCUGUUUAGACAAUGAUGUUUGAUAUGGUUUUGGUGUUAAAAUCAGAGGAUAAUGCUUGAAAUCUGAUCUACAGUAGAAUAUUGUUAAAGUUAGUCUGACUUCGUUCCCAUUUAUUUUUCUCAUUCAGUGUUGGGAUCUUGUUCGGGUUCAUUUGGGAGUAGGUUGUACUGAAUUAGAUACAUUUAGCAGGAUGCAUCGAAUUUAUUGUGCAAUGUAUCUUUUAAUCGUACAUGAACCCUGUCAAAUAAACAUAAUAAAUAUGUUUGUUUGGUUCAAUAAAAUAAUAACAUACAGCUAAAUGUUUAGUAAAAAAGGAGAUUAGCAUCCUGUUGGAGGUAGAAGGUUAAGCUUCCCAGAGCACAGUGGAAGAGAGGGAUGACUGCAGCAGUGGCUUCUGAGGCCCACACUGACCUCUAGAUGUGGCCCCUCCCCCUCCAGACACCAGGGUUAAAAACACACACAGGCCCUGGUGUCAUUUGAGACACAAGAAGGAACUAACACCUUCACUGGACUGAUACAAUUAUACACGACUCGAAAACACGCACGCACACACCAAACGUGCACGCACACACCAAACGUGUACGCACACACCAAACGUGCACGCACACACCAAACGUGCACGCACACACCAAACGUGCACACACACAGCUAGUUCUCAUUUACCUGUACAACUUUAAAAUGGACAAAUAAACUAAACCAAGCACAGAGAAUGUGAAACAGUUAAGUCAAAUCAAAUUUUAUUGGUCACAUACACAUGGUUAGCAGAUGUUAUUGGUCACAUAC
Molecule: messenger RNA, 1976 nt
Organism: Oncorhynchus gorbuscha (pink salmon)
Lineage: Eukaryota; Metazoa; Chordata; Actinopteri; Salmoniformes; Salmonidae
Product: E3 ubiquitin-protein ligase TRIM39-like
Exons: 2
Coding region: 17-913 (298 amino acids)
Molecular function (GO): protein binding
Source: RefSeq, a predicted model, not a curated record